Molecule: messenger RNA, 2093 nt
Organism: Hevea brasiliensis (rubber tree)
Lineage: Eukaryota; Viridiplantae; Streptophyta; Magnoliopsida; Malpighiales; Euphorbiaceae
Product: protein IQ-DOMAIN 21
Exons: 4
Coding region: 461-1864 (467 amino acids)
Molecular function (GO): protein binding
Source: RefSeq, a predicted model, not a curated record
AAUACUAUCGGCAAGCGCGAAGGUUUGCAGUUACUCCUCUCGCAUCUUUUCCUACUCCUCCUCCUUUCUCUCCAUCUAACCAGAAACUCUGAAUUGAAAACUUUCUCCUUCCUCUUUCUUCUUAUUCUUAUCUCCUAAUUUCCUCCCUCUAAAAGCUAUCUUUCCUUUUAUUCUUAUGGUAUCAGAGGUUUUCGUCCUUUUACUUGCUCGAUCGACCGAAUCUCUGCGAAUAAAACCGAUGAACUUAUAAUUAAAGAAAGAGGAUGUGAAACUUCUACUGCUUUCUUCCUUCCAUACUUCUAGUGUUUUCUUCCAAACUAUUCGUGAAUGGUUUUUCUCUAUGUGUUUAAUUAAGAGCGAGCUUUUCUGGUUUUACUGGUCCAUGCUAUAUAUCUAUAUAAGUGUGCAUUGCCUGAAACAAAAUUUUCGUGGAUCAUAAAGUUGAUUUCUUUCGCCGGAGAUGGGGAAGAAAGAAGGUGGUUGGUUCUCAUCAUUGAAGCAUAAAGUGUUCAAGUCAUCUUCCAAUAGUAAGGAAUUGCCAGAGAGAAAGAGAGACAAUGUAGAGAAAUGGCAACAUAAGGUCCCCGAGGUUGUUGCAUUUGAACAUUUCCCUGCGGAAAGUUCUCCAGAAUAUGCUACUAAUGAAGAGAGCAUUGAAUCAAGUCCACUGACUGAAGAUAGAAAUCAUGCCCUUGCAGUUGCAGUGGCAACUGCCGAGGCUGCAGAAGCUGCGGUUGCAGCUGCACAAGCAGCAGCUAAAGUUGUUCGAUUGGCUGGUUAUGGACGUCACUCUAAGGAGGAAAGAGCUGCUACACUUAUACAGUCAUACUACAGGGGCUACCUUGCCAGGCGUGCCUUGCGUGCAUUGAAGGGAUUAGUGAGGCUACAAGCAUUGGUGAGAGGCCAUAAUGUGCGCAAGCAAGCACAGAUGACAAUGAGGUGUAUGCAAGCACUAGUACGUGUGCAGGCAAGAGUUAGAGCUCGUAGACUUCAAUUGGCUCAUGAGAAGCUUGAAAGGAAAGUUGAGGAAGAAGAACAAGAAGAAGGAAGGAGAUCAGUGGAUGAAGGAGUAAAUUAUCCGAAGAGCCCAUUAAAGAGUUAUGGAAUGGAAGCUUGGGAUAACAGACAUCAAAGUUCAGAGAGAAUUAAGGAAAAUGCUUCCAGGAAACAUGAUGCUGCCAUGAAGAGGGAGAGAGCCCUUGCUUAUGCUUAUGCAUAUCAGCAACAACAGCGGCAGCAUCAACAACUCUUGCAAUCCGACCCAAAUGGUAAAGAGAUAGGAUUCUAUGCAAAUGGAAGGGAAAAGGUGCAAUGGGGUUGGAACUGGCUUGAGCGAUGGAUGCAAUCACAACCAUACCAUGCUCGUCAUCUGGAGCCAAAUGAAGCUUCUUAUAUGACACUAAACACAACUACAACCACCACAGAUGACAUGUCUGAGAAAACAGUGGAGAUGGACAUGGUCACUCCACCAGCCACGAGUAACAUCAACAAUAGCCGACUGGACAUUUCUCCGUACCCAUCUAAGCAGCAAAGACAAUCAAGCUUAAACACCCAUGUCCCUAGCUACAUGGCUCCAACCCAGUCUGCCAAGGCCAAGUUGCGUAGUCAGAGCACAAUCAAGGAGCGUAAGCCAUGUGUGCCCCAUUGGAACUCAUCCACAAAGAAUGUUGGUUUAGGUUGUGAUUCCUCAAGUUCAGGCGGAGGAACAGCUGUUUACCAGACUCCAAGGAGCCCAAGCCCCAAUAAUAAUGGGAUGCGCCUCCAGUCUAGACAGAUUGCUGGGUAUAGCCCACAUUCCGACGGUGCUGGCGAGGAUUGGAGGUUGCCUCGCAUUGAUGGCUACGGUUGGAGACAUGAUUUAUAGAUGAUGAGUGUUAAAUGGAACUUUUUCUCAUAUGUUUAUACAAAUAAGUUACUAGCGAUCGACGUUAAUUUGUCAUUCGUGAUGUUAUUAUUUACCAGUCCCCUGAAAGGCUUUGGUAAUUAUAUUUGUUUGGGUGCAAGAACUAACGUCUCUCAUGUUCAUUUGGAUCCUAUAUUGUAUCACUACUAUUUGUCAACCAUUCAAUUCAUACCUUUUUUUUGUCUUUUUU